AUGUCAUCGAAAACCGCUAGAUUGGGUCUGCAGCUCAUUCAGACCCGACCGCUGUUGAAUGCCUCAAACAAUGUUCUACCAAAAUCACGAUGCAGCCUAUCCACCGCAGCUCUCAUUCCACAGACGCGGUACCGUCUACCAUCGUCGGCACGCCAGGCAGUAGUAGCACAUUCCUCCUCUUCAGCCAUCACGCCGUCAUCCUCCUUCGCUCCGUCAUUGUGCCGCACUCGCAAUGCUUCGACCACAGCCUCCCCUUCGAGCUCGAGCUCGACUCCUUCCCCGAACGCCCUCGACUGGAACACGUUCUUCCGUCUACGCACCUCUCGCCGGCGGUAUGCGCUAGCAUCGUCUAUCAUCACGUCGGCGGCCUCGACGGCUGCCGCAGUGAUUACCUUCUCGGAAGUGCCCGACAUUGCCGACAACAUCACCAAGAUCGUUCCUACGGACCCUUUUAUUAGCAUGGGUUUGGCGACCUUUGGCGCGACGUUCUUGGGAUGGCUCAUUGGUCCCGCAUUUGGCAACGGCAUUUGGCGGUUACUACACCGGAGCCAUCUGCCGGAGUUUACAGUGAAGGAGAAAGCGUUCUUUGAGAGGAUAAAGAAGCAUCGAGUCAACCCAAGUGGAGCAAGCACCAACAACCCAGUGCCCGAUUUCUACGGUGAAAAAGUGAACAGUGUGGCCGGAUACCGUCGUUGGCUGAAGGACCAGAGAGCUUUCAACAGGAAGAGGGGAGGAAACUAUCCUUCAACAGUCUAG
Exophiala dermatitidis NIH/UT8656 is the source of this 756-nucleotide messenger RNA. RefSeq lists its product as uncharacterized. NCBI's taxonomy places the organism in Eukaryota, Fungi, Ascomycota, Eurotiomycetes, Chaetothyriales, Herpotrichiellaceae. The transcript has a single exon. The record is from RefSeq and is a predicted model, not a curated record. Gene Ontology annotation, biological process: protein import into mitochondrial matrix. Bases 1 to 756 code for a protein of 251 amino acids. Gene Ontology annotation, cellular component: PAM complex, Tim23 associated import motor.